Molecule: messenger RNA, 2965 nt
Organism: Cannabis sativa
Lineage: Eukaryota; Viridiplantae; Streptophyta; Magnoliopsida; Rosales; Cannabaceae
Product: probable beta-D-xylosidase 2
Exons: 7
Coding region: 208-2538 (776 amino acids)
Biological process (GO): xylan catabolic process; arabinan catabolic process
Cellular component (GO): plant-type cell wall
Molecular function (GO): xylan 1,4-beta-xylosidase activity; alpha-L-arabinofuranosidase activity
Source: RefSeq, a predicted model, not a curated record
ACUUUUUUCUCCCUGUUUUUUUCCCCUUUUUUUACAUAUAUUUAAUUUUUUUUCUUUAUUUAUUUAUAUUUUUGGAAAAGCAUCGUGGAUAUCCAAUCAUCAAAAUGGUUAUCAAAUAUUACAUCAUGACAUCACGAGCUCUAUAGUACCUAUAUAUAUAUAUCACACUCUCUCAAGUUCUCAAUCCAACACAAUAGAAAAUAAGCCAUGGCUUCAUAUUCUCAAGCUACAAUUAUUUCCAUUUCAGUUAUUCUUAUUUUGGGUAUUUGGAGUAGUAGUAGUGCAGCUGGGCGUGAGCCAUUCGCUUGUGACCCAAAAGAUAAAACGACAGCAAAUUUAGCGUUUUGCAAAGUGUCGUUGCCAACAAAAGAGAGAGUGAAGGACCUGAUCGGACGGCUGACAUUGCCAGAGAAGGUUAGGCUGCUGGUGAACAAUGCAGCGGCAGUGCCUCGUUUAGGUAUAAAAGGGUACGAGUGGUGGUCGGAGGCUCUUCACGGCGUCUCCAAUGUGGGACCCGGUACUAAGUUCGGUGGGCCCUUUCCUGGCGCCACUAGCUUCCCUCAAGUCAUCACCACCGCUGCUUCUUUCAAUUCUUCUCUAUGGGAAGCCAUCGGACGGGUUGUGUCAGAUGAGGCCAGGGCCAUGUAUAAUGGGGGUGUAGCUGGGCUCACCUACUGGAGCCCAAAUGUAAAUAUACUGAGGGACCCAAGGUGGGGCCGUGGACAGGAGACUCCCGGUGAAGAUCCGGUUGUCGUUGGAAAAUACGCUGCCAGCUAUGUUAAGGGAUUACAGGGAAACGACGGUGACCGGUUAAAGGUUGCAGCUUGUUGCAAGCAUUUCACAGCUUAUGACCUUGAUAAUUGGAAUGGGGUCGAUAGAUUUCACUUCAACGCUAAGGUUAGCAAACAAGACAUAGUGGACACAUUUGACGUGCCGUUUAGAAUGUGUGUGAAGGAAGGUAGAGUGGCAAGUGUCAUGUGCUCCUACAAUCAGGUCAAUGGUGUCCCUACCUGCGCCGACCCUAAUCUUCUUAAGAACACUGUCCGUGCCCAAUGGGGUCUUGAUGGGUAUAUUGUCUCCGAUUGUGACUCUGUUGGAGUUUUCUAUGAUACUCAACAUUACACCUCCACACCCGAAGAAGCGGCUGCUGAUGCUAUUAAAGCAGGUUUGGAUUUGGAUUGUGGACCUUUUCUGGCUGUUCACUCAGAAAAUGCAGUGAAGAAAGGGCUUUUGAGCGAAGCUGAUGUGAGUAAUGCAUUGACUAAUACACUCAAUGUCCAAAUGAGACUGGGUAUGUUUGAUGGAGAGCCUUCUGCCCACCCGUAUGGGAAAUUGGGCCCAAACAAUGUAUGUACUCCGGCCCAUCAAGAGCUAGCCCAUGAAGCAGCCAUUCAAGGAAUUGUACUUCUCAAGAACCAAGGCCCUUCACUACCUUUGUCUACCCGCCGCCACCACUCCGUUGCCGUCAUUGGGCCUAAUUCCGAUGUAAACGUCACCAUGAUAGGCAACUAUGCUGGUGUGGCAUGUGGAUACACAACUCCACUCGAAGGAAUAGAAAAAUACACAAAAGCAAUACACCAGCAGGGUUGUUCAGACGUGGCUUGCACUGGAGACAAGUCAUUCAACGCAGCCAUCGACGCAGCCCGUCAGGCCGAUGCAACUGUUUUGAUAAUGGGCCUUGACCAGUCCAUCGAAGCUGAGUUCAAAGACCGGGCCGGCCUACUUCUACCUGGGCUCCAACAAGAGCUAGUAACAAAAGUUGCAGCUGCUUCCAAAGGCCCAAUUAUAUUGGUUAUCAUGUCUGGAGGCCCAAUUGAUGUGUCGUUCGCCAAAAACGACCGUCGGAUCGGUGCCAUUUUAUGGGUCGGUUAUCCAGGUCAAGCAGGUGGAGCAGCCAUUGCUGAUAUCUUGUUUGGAAAGAGCAACCCAGGUGGAAAGCUUCCAAUGACAUGGUAUCCAGAAGAGUACUUAGCAAACUUGCCAAUGACGACAAUGGACAUGAGAUCAACCCCAUCAAAGAACUACCCGGGAAGAACAUACCGAUUCUACAACGGCCCAGUCGUAUACCCAUUUGGCUACGGCCUCAGCUACACCAAAUUCCAACACACCAUAGCCAGUGCACCCGCUGUCUUCUCAGUCCCAGUCCACGGCCACCGCAAAGCCCAAAACGUCACCGUUUUUGACAAGGCCAUUCGGGUCACCCACACUCGAUGCAAUAAGCUCUCUCUGAGAGUUCAUGUCGAUGUUAAGAACGUUGGCUCCAGAGAUGGCUCCCACACACUCUUGGUCUUCUCCUCCCCACCCGGUGGGCGUGGCAACUGGGCUCCACACAAACAGUUGGUCGCCUUUCAGAAGGUUCGGGUCGGAACCGGGUCGACUCAACGGGUGCGGUUCAAUAUCCAUGUUUGUAAGUACUUGAGUGUGGUCGAUAGGUCUGGGAUUCGAAGAAUCCCAAUGGGAGAGCAUAGUCUCCAUAUUGGUAAUCUUAGACACUCUUUUUCAUUGCAAGCAGCUACGUUGGGAGUGAUUAAGUCUUAAUUCAUUUUUAUUUUUUUGGAUAAAAUUAUGGAUAGUAGAAAUUAAGCAAAUAAAAAUUUAGAUGGCAUAAAAAGUUAGGUUCCGUAUUUCAAGUGGUACUGAUUGAAUGAUUAAACGAAGUUCAUCAUCAAGAUGAAACUUCAACCAAGAUUAUUGGAGGAGGUUUUGAUUUGAUUCAAUGAAGAAAUGGAGGAAUGAAGAUUAUGAUCAAUAUGCUAAAUCUUAAGUUCCUCUUCUUUUUUGUAAUUCUAAUUCUUUUAUUCUUAAUUUGUUGGCGAAUUGCAAUUAUUAUAUACAGUAUAAUUUUGUAAGCUUGUGUUCCAAAGGAGCUAGCUUUGGAUUUCUUAUAUGGAUGAAAAGUGUAUGGACAUGUAUUAAAUAAUUCAUUUGAUUUGACUUUCUGAAAUAGAAUUUAUUUUAUAUUAAA